Durio zibethinus is the source of this 600-nucleotide messenger RNA. The record is from RefSeq and is a predicted model, not a curated record. Lineage: Eukaryota; Viridiplantae; Streptophyta; Magnoliopsida; Malvales; Malvaceae.
AUGGUAUCAGAGCCUGGUGAGCCUAACAACACUUCCAAUCCAAUGGCAUCAACUACUACUGCAGCAAAUAGUGCUACACUAGCCCUACUUGAAGUCAUUCAUAUUAACUCAACCACUCAACUCCCACUUGAACCAAACAGUAGCAACUUUCCCUUCUGGUAUCUUCAGUUUGAUACAUUUUUAAUUGGUCUAGACUUGAUACGCUUCGUUAAUGGUACUCAUCCUUGCCUUGCAUCAACCACCACCAUCAAAGACACUAUUGUUUCCAAUCCAGGAUACUCAAAAUGGAUCAGACAGGAUAAACUGAUAUCAAUCACCGAAUCAGUGACACCAAUGAUAGCAACUUCCAAGACUUCAUAUCAAGCAAUGACAAAGCCGACCAAUCUAUUUGCUAGCAAGACCAAAUUGAGAAUCACGUCACUCAAGAAAAAACUGUCCUUGUAUACACAAGGAGACAAAUCAGUGGUCGAAUAUAUGCAAGCAAUGAAAAGUAUUGCAGAUCAGCUGUCUCUGGGACAAGCACCAAUAGCAGAAGAUGACCUGAUAUCUUCGUUCUCAAUGGAUCUGGGUUGGAGUUCAGAGAAAUUUCAACAGCAAUAA